AAGAACCAAACAGAGGAUUUUUUUCUAGUUGGAUUUGGAAGACUUAACAGUCUUAGACAUUUGGUCUUCACAGUCUUCUUUAUGGUUUAUAUGGCUACAUUGCUUGGAAAUUUCCUGAUCAUUAUUUUAGUGUCCAGAAGCCAUCAACUCCAUACUCCUAUGUACUACUUCCUCCUUCAUCUUUCUUUUUGUGAUAUUGUAUUUACCACAAAUAUUGCUCCUACCAUGCUCCAUAACAUACUGUAUGAUGUUGGAAAAAUUUCCAUGAAACACUGUAUAUCACAGUUCUAUUUGUACGGAGCAUCCACAGUUGCAGAAUGUUACAUCCUUACACUGAUGUCCUGCGACCGAUAUCUGGCCAUCUGUAACCCACUUCACUAUACUUCCAUCAUUAACCUUGAUGUUUGCCUUAGGCUUGUAGGUGGCUCUUGGUUGUCAGGAUUUUUAAUUACACUUUGUACUUCUAUUAUGUUGUUUCACAGAGAUUUCUGUGGACCUAAAGUUAUUGACCACUUCAUAUGUGACCUUACACCUCUUCUAAAACUGUCGUGUUCAGAUACAUUUUCUUUUGAAGUUAUUGUCUUUGUAUUGUCUAUCCCUAUAAUUGUAAUUCCAUUUAUGUUCAUUGUGGUAACCUAUGUAAACAUUUUUAUAGCAGUCCUCAAAAUUUCCUCCACCUCAGGGAAGCAGAAAACUUUUUCCACCUGUAGUUCACACCUGACAUCGGUAGGUACAUACUAUGGAACAUUAACCAUAAUUUAUGUUGUUCCUAGAAGAGGACACUUACUCAGAGUAAACAAAGCACUAUAUCUUCUGUAUACAGUCAUAACUCCAUUGUUCAAUCCACUCAUCUACAGUCUGAGAAACCAGGAUAUAAGGAAAGCCAUUGAGAUGCUAUUCUAUAAGAGAUGA
Molecule: messenger RNA, 912 nt
Organism: Bufo bufo (common toad)
Lineage: Eukaryota; Metazoa; Chordata; Amphibia; Anura; Bufonidae
Product: olfactory receptor 5P3-like
Exons: 1
Coding region: 82-912 (276 amino acids)
Biological process (GO): G protein-coupled receptor signaling pathway
Cellular component (GO): membrane
Molecular function (GO): olfactory receptor activity; G protein-coupled receptor activity
Source: RefSeq, a predicted model, not a curated record